CUUUUCUUUUUUUCUCCUUACCAAACGAAUUCUCUCAUUUUAAAGAACUCUAUCUCGUACCAAGUUUUUUAUUUGUUUUCUUUUUUUUUUCCUUUUUUUACUUUUUUUCUUCUCUCCUUUCUUUCACGAGAUGUGGAUUUAUCCUACGUUCUUCAUCGUUAUCGCAGGUGUUCACACGGUCAGAACAGCCGAUUGGUCAUAUUGGGGAGAUCAUGGUCCUAACAAUUGGCCAGGACAAUGCAAAACUGGAAAGAAACAGUCGCCUAUUAACAUCGUUACGGUGAAUACAAUAAAAAAAGAUUUGGGUGAGCUUCAUUUCAUAGGAUACGAUCAUUCGUUCAACGGAAUGGUAACCAAUAAUGGACAUACCAUACAAGUUAAUCUUCAUGAUUUGCCAAUGCAAUUGGAAAGCGAAUAUCUUUCGUCAAAAUAUACCUUCGAACAAUUACAUUUUCAUUGGGGAUCUGAGCAUACAAUAAAUUCUUAUCGUUAUCCCUUGGAAAUGCAUUUGGUUCAUUACAAUGAUCAAUAUAAUAAUGCCAGUAUAGCAUCUGAGAAUAAGAACGGUAUAGUCGUGGUUACCGUAUUGUUCAAGUUAAGUCAGGAGGAUAAUAAGGCAUUAAAUCCAAUAAUAAAUGCAACUGAGCAAGUUUCAGCAUGGGUCGGAAGUAGUACAGCUGCAUUAAGAGCAAAACUCGUCCCCCAUUUAUUACUUCCGAAUAAUCGAAAGAGUUAUUAUACCUACGAAGGAUCAUUGACUACUCCUAAUUGUCAGGAAGUAGUAACAUGGUUCAUAAUGACUGAAGAACUCACAAUAUCCAAAGAUCAGUUAGGAGUCUUCCAAGGCGUCGAGUCAGCCAAUGGAACAUUGAAAUUCAAUUAUCGACCGAAUCAAAAUGAAGGCGAUCGAGAGAUUUAUCAUCAUCUUUCAGGAUAUUCCAAUGCCAGAAGAAUGUUUUCGAUUCAUAUAUAUCUUAUCAUUUUCUGUCUUUCCAUUAUGAAAUUAUCAUAACUGCCAAAUUCAAUAAUUUUUUGCACGGUAAUAAUGAUCUUGCCAAAGAUUAUAUAAGUAAGUAUGACAUAUAUAUAUAUAUAUAUAUAUAUAUAUAUAUAUACAUGUCUUUUCUUUUUUUUUCUUCGAUAAAACGCAAAACGCGUUAUUUCGUAAGCAAAACGCCUUAAUCGUUAUUAUUAUUAUUAUUAUUAUUAUUAUUAUUAUUAUUAUUAUUAUUAUUAUUAUUAUUUUUAUGCAUAAUCGCUGAUAAUAUUUAUUUAACAACUUUGUAUUUUCUUCGAGAUUUAGGAUAAGGAAGUUUUCUUUUCUUUUCUUUUUUUCUUUUUAUACGUAACUAAAGUUAUUUUACCAAAGAGAAAUUGUGCCAUUAGAAAGUGCCAAAUAAUGGAAAUGUGUAUGUGUUUUUUUUUUCUUUUUGUAAUAAAAAAAAAGAAUAGUCGAAUUGUAUAUUAGUUAAUAUUUGAAAACGUAUUCGACAAAAAAUAUAUUACUUAUUAAAGGUGACAUGUUAUCUUUUCAAAUAUAUAAAAGAUAAUAUUAUAUAUUGUAUAAAAAUAUUCACAAUCUAUGCUCAUAAUUAUUAUCUAAUAGAAAACAUUUGCCUUUCUUCUUUUCAUUUUACAAUCGAAACGAAUCUACAAUAAGUGUACGAUGAAUUUUUUUUUUUUCUUUUUUUUUUUUUUUAUAUAUAUA
Molecule: messenger RNA, 1708 nt
Organism: Vespa velutina
Lineage: Eukaryota; Metazoa; Arthropoda; Insecta; Hymenoptera; Vespidae
Product: putative carbonic anhydrase 3
Exons: 6
Coding region: 131-1012 (293 amino acids)
Molecular function (GO): zinc ion binding; carbonate dehydratase activity
Source: RefSeq, a predicted model, not a curated record